This is a messenger RNA of Humulus lupulus (European hop), 654 nucleotides long. RefSeq lists its product as uncharacterized. The transcript has a single exon. Bases 1 to 654 code for a protein of 217 amino acids. Lineage: Eukaryota; Viridiplantae; Streptophyta; Magnoliopsida; Rosales; Cannabaceae. The record is from RefSeq and is a predicted model, not a curated record.
AUGCAAACUUGGAAGAUAUACACUAGAAGGGAAGAUCCUGUCUCACAUGUUAACAACUUUGAGAAACAAACGAAUCUCCAAGGGGUUAAAGACAAUGUUUGUUGUAGGAUCUUUCCGGGCACUUUAUCCGAUAUUUCUCAACAAUGGUUUUUCAAACUGGAUCCAGGAACCAUUACAUAUUGGGAUACAUUUGUGAGGCUCUUUUACUCACAAUUCUUUCCUACUCGUAUCCCACUUGCUGAGCUCAAUGAACUUGUUGACAUUAAGCAAGGACUGAAUGAGCCUCUGAAGGACUACGUGCAGAGGUUCAUGCAAGAAGAUGCCCGAUCAAAGAUGGUCAGCGAUGAGGGAAAAUUGAUGGCCAACAAGGCUGGAAUCCAAAUAAAGGGUCCCAUAUGGACUGACUUAAGGAGGAAAACCAUCUACUCAACAAGAGAGCUCUUAGAUCAAGCAGACGAGUUCAUUAAACUAGAAGAGGCCAUCAGAAGAGCAGAUCAAGCCAAUCAGGCAGGUACCAGUACAACCGUUCCAACCAAAGACAAUGGAGCUCCAAACCAGAACCAGAAUCAGAUAACCAAUAGUAAUGGUAAUGAAAAUAAUAAUGGACAAAAAAGUGGAAAACGAAAUAAUAACUCGAACGGUGGCAAUAAUUAA